Camelina sativa (false flax) is the source of this 799-nucleotide messenger RNA. RefSeq lists its product as uncharacterized. NCBI's taxonomy places the organism in Eukaryota, Viridiplantae, Streptophyta, Magnoliopsida, Brassicales, Brassicaceae. The record is from RefSeq and is a predicted model, not a curated record.
CCUGACGUUGUCGUUCAUCUUCAUCCGUCGUCACUCUCUCUUGUUUGACGAGUUUUUGUGGUUUCUUAUUAGGGUUUUUUUUGGGAUCCGCAAUGGCGAAUCUAAUGCAUAGGUUCAUCAAGAGCAAGUCCUGCUUCAAUUCAAUCCAGAGGCUUACUAGUACUCCUUCUCUCUUCACAUACCAGAAGCCCUUCUUCAUCAACAACAUCGAGUCUGCUUUUGAGAAGCCCGAUCCAGUUUCUCUUGUUAACCCAGUGAUUACAGUCUCCCCGAAUGAAUUCGAGAACCAACCUAUGCGGUUUUACCCUAGUUUCUCUAUGGGGUUAUGCUUGAAUCCCAAUAAUAAGAUCCAAGUUCUGGAUCUAGCUGAAGCAACAUCAUUGGAGGAGGUCGAGGAGGAGAAAGAAGCGAAAGAGAUUGUGAUUUACGCUGAUAGUGUGAAAAAGAAGAGGAAGAAGAAGAUGAACAAGCACAAGUAUAGGAAACUCAGGAAACAGCUUGGUCGCAAGUCGUAGAAUUUGCUGCUCCUUUUUUUUUUAUUUGGUGAGAAAUUUCACUCCUUUCGUUUCUUCUGAAUAUGUCUGGGAUUCAAAGGAUGAACCUUUUUUUUCUUGAAUUUAGAACAAAGAGUUUCUAAAUUUCUUUUGAAUAGCUUUGAGAUUCCCAUAUUACAGAUUACAACAUUGCAUUGUCAUUAGUCGUCUGUGUUCUUCUUUUGUUUUGCCAACACAUUUCUAAUAAGAAAAACUGGGCAUUUCGCAUACAUGUGUAGUGUGUUAUGUCUUUAUUAUAACGUCAA